AUGGAUUGGUCCGAAGACAACACACAGGCUGGAGUGCGCGUUCACGAAGCCACGAAUAGGCUCGACACUGUUCAGUCCAGGCUUUACGAUAUCGACUACAGUCUAUGGACGCAUCAGAAGGAUCUAGCGACGUUACGUGGAGCUGUACAAAAGAUCCGACACUCGCUCUCUGUUGAUGCUGGAGCUUACUUGCGCGGAGACGACAACCAAACGGUUCAGACCCGUCAUGCCCACACAGACAACACGCUGGGUCAUGGCCAUUCUCACGCGCAAAGUCUAGACUUUGCCGGAGGCUCCGAGUCCAACGACCUCGUCAGCGAGCUGAUGGAGGCCUCCAAGAGCAACGUCAAGGAGAUCACGGCACAUGUCACAGAGAAUCGGCGUUCUACAGUCAGUGGCACGAAUGCUUCUACAGACGCCGGGGCGUGCGGAGUAGCCGGUUGCGUAGCACACAUCCAGCAAUUGCAGUCUGCGGUGCGCAAGGUUCCGACUAACAGAGCAAGCCCGGCCAAGGGAAGCUCGGAGAAGCAGCGCGUCGGGCUGCGAAGAAGUCCGAGGCGCCACAGGGCAGAGAUGAAGGUCGCCAGCUAG
Messenger RNA from Alternaria atra, 591 nucleotides. RefSeq lists its product as uncharacterized. The transcript has a single exon. The coding region runs from base 1 to 591 and encodes 196 amino acids. The record is from RefSeq and is a predicted model, not a curated record. Lineage: Eukaryota; Fungi; Ascomycota; Dothideomycetes; Pleosporales; Pleosporaceae.